Messenger RNA from Drosophila eugracilis, 629 nucleotides. RefSeq names its product ejaculatory bulb-specific protein 3 (gene EbpIII). Lineage: Eukaryota; Metazoa; Arthropoda; Insecta; Diptera; Drosophilidae. Bases 126 to 506 code for a protein of 126 amino acids. The transcript is spliced from 2 exons. The record is from RefSeq and is a predicted model, not a curated record.
AUAAAGUUGGCCCAGGUAUAAAAGCCCACUUCAUAGAAACAUUUCUCAGUUAGUUCCAGCAGCUGAAUUGCUUCACAUCUAUCUACUUCGAGUCGUCAAAAGUUGAGCUCCAUUAAAACCUUAAAAUGAAGAUGCUCUUUGCGCUUUUCGUCCUUGGAGUCGUCCUGGUCGCCGCCGACGAUAAGUACACCACAAAGUACGACAACAUCGAUGUGGACGAAAUCCUGAAGUCGGACCGACUCUUCGGUAACUACUUCAAGUGCUUGGUGGACACAGGAAAGUGCACGCCUGAGGGUCGGGAGCUGAAGAAGUCCCUGCCAGAUGCCUUGAAGACGGAGUGCAGCAAGUGUAGUGAGAAGCAGCGCCAGAAUACCGACAAGGUCAUCCGUUAUAUCAUCGACAACAAGCCCGAGGAGUGGAAGCAGCUGCAAGCCAAGUACGACCCUGAGGAAAUCUAUAUCAAGCGCUACCGCUCCACCGCUGCCGCCUCUGGAAUCAAGGUGUAAACUUCCUAUAGCGAUCCCAAUCCCGGAAACAAUUUGUUAUAUGCACUGUUAAUUAGGUCUAUGUAUCUGCUUAUCGAAAUUCUUUUUACGAUCGUGCGCCGAAUAAAGAGAUUUGUUUUUUAA